UAUCUUCUUCUUCUUCUUCUUCUUCUCCCACACACACCAUGUCACUCAAGCGAAGAAGGACCCACGCUCCCAAGCCCGCCCUAGACUACGACGUCAUCUGCGAGCAUUGCUCCUCCGGCGACUCCCCGGCGGAGCUUCUCCUCUGCGACAAAUGCGAUCGAGGCUACCACCUCUUCUGUCUCCGACCUAUCCUUCCUUCCGUUCCCAAAGGCUCUUGGCUCUGCCCCUCUUGUUCCCACAGUGACACCAAGAAACCAAAAUCAUUUCCACUUGUUCAGACCAAAAUCAUUGACUUCUUUAGAAUUAAACGGUCUUCGGAGGAAACCUUAACUUCAAUUCAAGAUGUUCGGAAGAAGCGGAAGCGGGGAAGCAGCGUGGCUUUGUUGAAGAAGAAGAAGAGGAAGCUUCUUCCGUUCGUUCCCACCGAGGAUCCUAAGAGAAGGUUAGAGCAGAUGGCAUCGCUGGCUACAGCACUGAUGGCGACAAAAGCGGUGUUCAGCAAUGAGCUUACUUACAUUCCUGGUAUGGCGCCAAGAUCUGCUAAUUGUCCUGCUUUGGAGAGUGGUGGGAUGCAGGUCUUAUCAAAAGAAGACACAGACACUUUAAACUUGUGCAGAACUAUGAUGAAAAGAGGAGAAUGCCCACCCCUCAUGGUUGUUUUUGAUCCUCUAGAAGGAUUCUGUUUGCGCAGGUUCACUGUUGAGGCAGAUAGAUUCAUAAGAGAUUUAACCAUAAUCACAGAAUAUGUUGGAGACGUGGACUUUUUAAAGAAUAGGGAAAAUGAUGAUGGGGAUAGCAUGAUGACACUUCUUUCUGCUUCUAAUCCCUCCCAAACGCUUGUCAUCUGUCCAGAUAAACGAAGCAAUAUAGCACGCUUCAUCAAUGGCAUAAACAACCACACACCGGAAGGGAAAAAGAAGCAGAACCUGAAGUGUGUGAGAUUUGAUGUCAAUGGUGAAUGCCGGGUUCUUUUAAUUGCUAACAGAGAUAUAUCAAAAGGGGAGAGACUGUACUAUGACUACAAUGGAUACGAACAUGAAUAUCCAACUGAACAUUUUGUCUAAGCAAGCCAACUCCAACCAAGGUCAUCAUUCCCCCACCCCUUCUCUCUUCUAAUUUAGUUGAUUGAUUCAAUUGUUAGUCAUCAUCUACAGGGAAUGGCAAUCAUUAACAGUUAUUCUUGUAAUCUCCACUCAUGCGUAAUUGCUUAUCCAAAUCAGCCCCCAUAGUUGUUCGUGUUAAGAGUUACUGAUUAUACUUUUUGUUGGCAUUGAGAUAUAUGGUCUCCAACAGGCAACAGGAAGGCUCUCAAAUAUAUUGAUAACAAUGAGAUU
Molecule: messenger RNA, 1334 nt
Organism: Arachis duranensis
Lineage: Eukaryota; Viridiplantae; Streptophyta; Magnoliopsida; Fabales; Fabaceae
Product: histone-lysine N-methyltransferase ATXR6
Exons: 6
Coding region: 39-1064 (341 amino acids)
Molecular function (GO): protein binding
Source: RefSeq, a predicted model, not a curated record